CAUGUAAAACAUCGAAGGAGUGCAGCGGGUUCAGUGCAGGAUGCUCCCUUGUUAUGUCAAAUAUUAAUAGCCAAUCUACUCACAAUUCUAAAGUAAUGGAUCCAGAAACAGGGAACACCUUCAAAUAUCAGCUACUAGAUUUGCCAUGGGAGGAUGUCUUAGUCACACACGUUCUCUGCUACCUCCCCCUGCGACACUUGGCCACCCUGCAAAGGGUCAGCAAGCAGUUCCGCUCCCUCAUUCAGGUGUAUCUUGCAAACUGCCGAAACUUUGACCUCAGCCAGGUUGGGCCUCACAUCUCCAAGGAAGCCUUCUGCUCCAUGCUGAGUGACAACAAAGUCCUCCAAAACCUGUCCGUCCAGAACUGCUCGGCCUGGAUCACCGACAAGGAGCUCCUCCCCGUCAUCGGACAGAACCCGCACCUGCAGCGGGUGGACAUGCGCGGCUGCUCGAGCCUGAGCCGCCACUCUCUGGUGGCCGUGUCGCUCAGCUGCCUGCGCCUGCAGCACCUGAGCCUGGCCCACUGCGAGUGGGUGGACAGCCUGUCGCUGCGGAGCCUCGCCGACCACUGCGGCGGCGGCCUGCGCUCGGUGGACCUGACCGCCUGCCGGCAGCUGAAGGACGAGGCCAUCUGCUACCUGGCGCGCCGCUGCCCGGCGCUGCGCUCGCUCUCGGUGGCCGUCAACGCCAACGUGACCGACGAGGCCGUCGACGAGGUGGCCAAGAGCUGCCGCGAGCUGGAGGAGCUGGACCUGACGGGCUGUCUGCGCGUGCGCAAUGAGGCCAUCAGGACUGUGGCUGAGUACUGCCCCAAGCUGCGGUCACUGAAGGUCAAUCACUGUCACAACGUCACCGAGUCCAGUCUGGGGCUGCUGCGGAAGAGGGACGUGGAGAUCGACGUGGAGCCCCCGCUGCAGCGGGCUCUGGUGCUGCUGCAGGACGUGGUGGGCUUCGCUCCCUUCAUCAACCUCCAGAUUUAGGCCUCAUGGGCCGCCUCUUGUGUGGACUGUGACUGGUCUCACCCACACACCACCACUGUUCAUUGUGAAGACUCCCCAUCUGGCCCUGUCUGCUUAAAGUGAUGCAAUAAUACAGGGACUCGUAUCAGUGGGAAUCUGAAGUGGAAAUCGGAGUCAAAGAACUCAUUAUUUAUUGUCUGAUGCAAAUCCAUACAUUGAACACAAUGUUCUGUGUGGACACCUAUUGCACUUCAAGUAACACUUGGUUUGAGAUGGCCUAUUGCCAUCUAUACCAACCCCCCCUAUAAGUAAGCAUGGUGCGAUUAACAUAGUGUAAGAUUAUGUAGUUCAUAGUAGGAACAUUUUUGAUAUUCUGUCACUAUCAACACAGGGUAAUGCAUCCUCUGUGAUAGGUUUAGUUGAAUGAAGUGUUACUUCAUUUGCACUGGCAAAAGACUGCAAACCUUUGCACUUUUCAUCAUUUCUGUCAUGACUGUAUUUAUAAACAUUUAGCUGUGUGUGGAUACGAAUGGUUCUUCAGGAUACCUCAGUUUUCACUUUCAAAAGUUAAGGAUUCUACUGGUGUUAAGCUACAGCAAUGCGUCUUAAAAUGGCAAAUCCCAUUCAAUGAAUUUCAUAUUGUAUUUAACAGUGAGAGAAAAGAAAAGUGCGACACUGCUUGCUUCUCUGUGUAACCAAUUUAUUAACAAACCGACGUCAGUUUAGCGAGGUCUGACAGACAGAAACGGCAGUUCAUUAAUAUUGGUUGCACCAUGGAGCAUACGCUCAAUGGUGUUUUUUGCCCCCAACGGCACCUUCCAGGCAGCACAGCCUAAAAGGCACUACCUUUACCCUAUUCCUAACCCUAACCCCCUCAACCCUCAUCCUACCCCUAAACUGAGGGGAGUAGUGCCUUGAAGGCAGCGCUGCCUGGAAGGCACCAUUGAGGGCAAAUAAUACCAAAGACCUGGAGCAUACACUGUUGCACUUUUCUUUUCUCUUACUCUUAAGUAGUUAUUGCGAAGUAGCUGCACAUGCAAUCGACCAACAAGGUGUGCAGGCUCCUAUUUAUGUUGUACUUAACAGUCACUUGUGUUGGAGGAUUAUAUAGAUGAUAUACAUUAUAUAGGCAUAUAUGGGUUUCACUGUUCAGCUUGUGUCUUGUUUUUUGCCAUGUGUCUUAAGUCCUCCUUUACAUUUCAUUUUUUUUUCAAGCUGUGUUUAGUAGACCUGAACCUCUUUGUCACUCGGUGAAGAUAGUCCUGGUUUAUAAUUCCACAAGUUUCAAUGGCUUUCGCAAAUGCUAUUAAGUAUUUGCAACGUAUCACCCUUUUAUCCAAUAAGAUUUCAGUGUAUAAAUAGAACUAAUUGCAAGUUAACAGAAACACGUUUUCAAAUAAUUGAGGUAAAUAGACGCACAACUCAACAAAAUUGUUUUGUUUUCUAGGAAAGGUGUGACAGCGCAGUUUGAAUUCUGUUUACGCGGCAGCUGAACUGGUUCCAUUCCUCGAUUUUGUUUUUCACUUGCCUUUACCUCAGUUACUUUUUAAUGUAGUUUCCACGUCUCUGAUUUUCUUAGCAAUGUAAAAAAAAAUAUUUUGUGUUUACAAGACACUAUGAUGUUUGUCUGAAAUUCACCAAAUGUAUACAGUGGUCUGUUAUGUUUUUAUUUUAUUUUUAAUUUUUUUGUGGCGUCAUUAUAUGCCGAGAGUUUACCUCAGACUUCUUAGAAAACACUAUAUGGACACAGGCCCUUAAGAGACUGUUUUGUUGCAACUUGAAAAUAUUUGCAAAUAUAAGCUUUGCUUGCUUUUAGCAAUGUAUAGUAAAGGGACGUGGGGAUCUCCACAAGAGGUUUUUGUUGGAUGGAAUGUUUAGAAUACCCUUGCAUACAGGAAUUAUGGCUUAAUAAUAUGAGUUAUAUAAAAUAAUGUAAAGAGAAUUGUACACU
Messenger RNA from Sardina pilchardus (European sardine), 2910 nucleotides. RefSeq names its product F-box and leucine-rich repeat protein 15 (gene fbxl15). The coding region runs from base 54 to 980 and encodes 308 amino acids. The transcript is spliced from 5 exons. Gene Ontology annotation, biological process: SCF-dependent proteasomal ubiquitin-dependent protein catabolic process. Lineage: Eukaryota; Metazoa; Chordata; Actinopteri; Clupeiformes; Clupeidae. Gene Ontology annotation, cellular component: SCF ubiquitin ligase complex. The record is from RefSeq and is a predicted model, not a curated record. Gene Ontology annotation, molecular function: protein binding.